Morchella importuna is the source of this 3996-nucleotide messenger RNA. RefSeq lists its product as uncharacterized. The transcript is spliced from 8 exons. Gene Ontology annotation, biological process: endocytosis; endosomal transport. Gene Ontology annotation, molecular function: calcium ion binding; protein binding. NCBI's taxonomy places the organism in Eukaryota, Fungi, Ascomycota, Pezizomycetes, Pezizales, Morchellaceae. Gene Ontology annotation, cellular component: cytoplasm; plasma membrane. The record is from RefSeq and is a predicted model, not a curated record. Bases 1 to 3996 code for a protein of 1331 amino acids.
AUGACCAUGAGUGAAGUGGACAGAGCAUCCGAGACUGACCAUGUUAUCGUCCUCACACCCGAAGAGAAGAGAGUUUUCGGGCAGCUUUUCCAGGCUGCUGACCGCGACGGACUCAGCGUUGUUACGGGAGAGCUAGCUGUUAAAUUUUUCGAGAAGUCUGGGCUUAACCCGAGAAUCCUUGGAGAGAUUUGGGGAAUCGCGGACACGCAAAACCGGGGACUGCUUACGAAGGUCGGCUUCAGUGUUGCUCUUAGGUUGAUUGGACAAGCGCAGAAUGGGCAGCAUCCUCGCCCCGAGCUGGCGCAACACCCUGGACCUCUCCCAGUGUUCGAGGGUGUAAACAUCAUAAAUACACCGGCGCCUCCAGUUACUUCUUCGCCGCCGCCGCCGCCGCCGCCACCAACAGCCCCAGUUCAACAGGCCCAACUUUCGGGCCCGGGAGGAGGAAUGAUAAGAGUUCCUCCUAUCACUAUUCAGGAUGUGGAGAGAUUCACGGGACUUUUCGAAAAGUCCGGGGCCCAGGAUGGUGUCCUGCCGGGUGAUGUAGCGAAGAGCAUCUUCCAGCGUGCCAAGCUUCCGAACCAGACUCUAGGAUUGAUUUGGAACCUUGCCGACCGACAACACCGAGGCGUUCUCGGCCCAGCAGAGUUCGUGGUCGCUAUGCACUUAAUUACCUGUUCCAAGAAUGGAUCACUGCCCGUAUUGCCUCAAAUCCUUCCCCCCGGUUUCUAUGAAGCUGCAGCUGCAGCGUGCUCAAUCGCCUUGUCGAGGCAGUUCACCCCUCCAGUUACGCAGGCUCUCCCUCGUCAGGGAACUGGGGACUGGGCAAUUAGUGCUGCCGAUAAGGCUCGUUUUGAUCAAGUCUUUUUGACAAUUGACAAGCAGAACAGAGGCUUCAUCACUGGAGAGGAGGCUGUUCCUUUCUUUGGAAACUCAAACCUUCCAGAGGAUAUACUUGCUACUAUCUGGGAUCUUGCAGAUAUUACUAAGGCGGGGCGUUUGAACCGCGAUGAGUUUGCUAUUGCUAUGCACCUUAUACGUCAACAACGCAACUCUCCUGGUGCAGGUUCAUUGCCUGAAGUUCUUCCUAUGAAUUUAAUCCCCCCGUCUAUGCGCCAACAGGUGCAAUUCUCACAUCCUCUCCCAAGCUCCUACGAACCGCAAGCACCCCCAGCCCCACCCCUACCACCAAAGGCAGCUUCAGAUGACUUGUUUGAUUUGGACUUUUCAGGCACGCCAGCAUCAGCACCGGCACCGCCAGCCUCUGCCCCUCCUCCAGCUUCGCUAAGUCCAUUUGAUACGGAUGUUUUUGGUAUGAAGUCCGCCCCGCCAACUGGUGCGACCGCUGGAGCCCCCCCAGGGAUGGCUUCACAAGCUCCCAAUUUUUUUGCAACCACUGCACGGACAUUUGUGCCUACAUCUGGUUUUGGACAGGCCAUGAUUUCCCCUUCACAGACUGGAGGCUCUACUACUUCUGCAACCGCAAAUCGUCCCGCACCUCCUAUGAUGGAUGAUUUGCUUGGUGACGCCGACCCGGAAGUUAGCAAGAAACUUACAAACGAUACUACUGAAUUGGCAAAUCUGUCGAAUAAUAUUGGUACUUUGACUAAACAAACUACGGAGCUGAAGGGAAAGAGAGCUUCUACUGAGCAAGAGUUAUCUGCUCUCAGCUCCCAGAAGGCAGCUAUUGAAGCACAGUUGGCUACCUUAAGAGCAGCUUACGAGCGGGAGGCGGAACAUGCCAAAAAGAUGGAGGAUCAGCUCGCGGCUUCAAAGGCAGAUACCAAUAGGCUGCGCAUAGAGUAUGCAUCGGUAGAACAGAAUUAUAAUGAGCUUAUCUCCCGAAAGCAGGAAGUUUCCUCCGCACUCGAUUCCGAUAAAAGAGAGAACGAGAACCUGUCUCAGAGGAUGAAGGCACUCAAUGCGGAAAAUAUUAAUUUAAGACAGGAGCUAGAGAGAUUACAAUCGCAGGCCAGACAACAGAAAGGGUUAGUAGCUAUCAAUAAGAAACAAGUUGCCACUGGAGAAAGCGAGCGUGAUAGACUUCAAAAAGAUAUCGAAGAUACCAGGUCAAACAUUGCUAGUCCUCCUCCUCCGGGCAGUCCGACGCCUUCAUCUGCCAGCAUAAAUACAAACCCUUUCCAUCGUAGGUCACCGCCAGCGGCUGCAGAUUCAGCAUUUUCACCCUCACCAUUUGCUCCGGGAGCUGCCGCACCCCAGGCCCCGAGUCUAGAUGAUGUUUUCGGUCCUGCAUUUGCUGUUUCACCGAUGCCAACUGGGUCUUCUUUGACCUCCUUCCAUAGGGCACAAACUGAGGUUAACCCACCUGCUAGUGCCCACGGUGGCGAUGAGUUUUCGAGACCAGAUACACCGAACUGGGCGACCCCCAGCGAUACUCCGGCCAGGGAAAGAGAUGCAUUUGUUAAGGCUGAAGACAGGAGGGGUAGUUUCAGCGUAAAGAGUGAUGCUGGUACCGAAGCUUCAGCUAAGGUAUCGUUCCUUGAUGGCGGAAAAGAGAAGACGAACAACGAUAGGUCGCCAUUCGCCUCCGUUAUGCCCGUGGAGAAGAAUACUACUGGAAGUACUACUGGUGGUGAGAGGCCUGGUAUGAGACCCUCUGAGAAGAGAGACUCCUUCUCAAGUUACGGAACACCAUCCCAGUCGAUUCCUGGCGCAUUUCCAAGCAUUGAAGGAAUGCAGGCUCCAAUCAAACCCACUGCGACUGGCGAAAGUACUAUGAGUAACAAGAGCAGUGGCAGUGGUAUUGGAAAGUCUGCAUUUGGGUCAAUGCUGGCUAACCGGGCUGAUCCCAAAGAUUUUGAUGAUGCAUUCAAGACCUUUUCUGUGAGGACUCAGGAAAGACAAAACACCGGCGGAUCCGCUACCGGAAGUUUGAGCGCUAGUAGAUUCGAUAAAGAAUUCCCACCGAUAGAGGAGGUUGGGCCAGAUGAUGAUAGUGACAGUGAUGUCGAUAAGGGAUUUGAUGACAAUUUCACUUCCAGCCCUAUCCAAACCCAUACCCAACCGGCCACCACUGCCCCCCCACCGACAACAAGUCCUGCUCCAAUGGAUCAGGGUAUAUCUAGGCCGCCUGCUCUGUCAGCUCAGCAGUCCCCCCCUGCAUACACUCCUGGAUCGAAGGCUGGAGAGAAGAACCCGUUCCCGGAAUAUAGCGGGCUUCUUCCCUCCAGGACUGAUCCAAUGAAGCAUGAGGGCACUACUCCUGGUGGAGGUACCAACACAGUUAUUUUCCCUGGUUCUGCUCCUACAUCCCCCCAACAUACCGGCUCAAAUACCUUUGGUCAGAAUAACUCGAUUUUCUCCUCAUCACCCUCUGGUGUAAAAGGUCAAUCGUUGAGUGCCAACAACACUGGAAAUGUUUUCUCUGCUUCGCCUCCGAUCGUAUCCAAGAAUCCUGCUCCCUCUGCAGCAAAUACAGCCCAGCCGUCGGCUAACCCCAUUAUUUCUGACGAAUUUGAUGACGAGUUUGGAGAUCUAGCAGAGGCCAAAGAAGCUGACGAUAAGGGCGACGACAAUGAUUUUGGCGGAUUCGAUGACUUCAACCCCGUGUUCGAUUCUCAAUCCAGUCAUAGCAAUAACCAUACAGCAUCCGGUAAUGCUAUGGACGCCGAUGAAGGCUUCACAACGUUCAACUUCAAUAUCGAUUCUCCUUCAGCGCAGACACAAAAACAGGGGCAGCAACAACAGCAUGAAGAGGACUGGGAUGCUAUUUUUGACCCGCCGCAACCCCCAAGGACGCAGACAAAUGGAGGAACUGAGGAGACUUCUGGACAGAGUGGUACGGGCCCCGUCGAUGUCGAGGCUGGGGGCGUUGCCCUGGCUGGUGAGAGCGACGUUGCAUCAGAGGAUGCAAAGAUUACUGAGUUGACCGGAUUGGGUUUUGGCAGAGAGAGUUCGGUGAAGGCACUCGAAAAGCAUGGUUACAACCUCGAACAAGCGGCAAACUCCCUCUUUUCGGAAGCGGAGUCGAAGUAA